Molecule: messenger RNA, 2623 nt
Organism: Lineus longissimus
Lineage: Eukaryota; Metazoa; Nemertea; Pilidiophora; Heteronemertea; Lineidae
Exons: 4
Coding region: 156-1499 (447 amino acids)
Source: RefSeq, a predicted model, not a curated record
UGUGACAACCCUUCUGUAAAUCAUCAUGGCUGCCGCGCUUGCAGAAAUUAAGCAAGAGAUGACAUGACUUCGGCUUUUCUAACGAUGUUUGUUUGGGUAAAAUGAUAAAUUCAUUGACAGGAGAUCAUUACUGACAUUAGAAAAAAGAAGGAAAAAUGGCAGCUGAGGUAGAAACCAAGAAAGCCAAGUGGGGUGAUGGAUUUGUGUACCGUAGAACUCAAGCCAUGCCAAAGAACACCCUGUUUGGGUCUAUGCUUGAAAAAAGGGAUGAAGUCGAACUGAAAAAACUUGGAGAGAUGGAUUUGGAUGCUUACGAUUUGGAAAGCAAACCAAGGCAAAGAGUCAGAGAUCCACCUCCUGCCCUCAGCUUUAAGAUAAAAGAUGAUUCGAAAAUAAAACAAGCACAAAGAGAACUUGAACAGCGAUUAAAAAGAACAAAAGAUGCGGAGCAACGUUUGGCGAUGAUGGAAGCGCAUGCACGUUAUUACCCAAAAGACAUCAGUACAGAUCAACGGAACCCCAAACCAGGCCAAUUCAUUGAUGCUAGACCUCAUCAAUGGAUUACAGAGAUGGACCUGGGACAUACAAGUGACAUAAAUAUCUUUGGUGUCAAUCGAAACACAAAAUCAUUCAACAGAGACAAAUACGAAGAGUUACCUCCAGUACAUAAAUAUGCUUUAAUCGGUGAUGUCUUGCGGCCAGGGAUGGAUUUCACAGCAAAGAAACCGCAAACAUCCCCAAUGGAAGAACGAAAGCAAAUUGAUGCCGAUAUGUAUGACAGUCACUAUUCAAAAAUGUAUGGCCAUCGGAAACAACAUUCGAGCAAUGCUUUAGAUUUAGGUCUCGCUGUGCAACUUCCUGUUAACAUCCAACAUCAAUUUGGCACAAAGGUUUGUCAGAAUCUACUCUCUGACAAUGAUAAAGUUCAGAAUACUUUAAAGGAACAACAGAAACGAAAAGAAAGCUUUCUUCGCAGUAGGCAACAGCGGCCUCCAAUCAGGGAUGUGAAACCAUCUGGAUCCCCGGGCUACGUUGCUUUGGGUAACGCUACGAGGCAUAACGUUUUCCCAGGAUACACCUUCGGUAACCAAAGAAGUCUGAUGAAGAGUGCCUAUACGAGGGAUGUCCAUGACCGACAUGAUCCAGAUCCGGAUCAGUACAGAUGUAGGAGAGAUGAGCUCAGCACUUGGGCAGAAAGCAAUGUUCUCCGUGAGCGAAUGAAGAAAAGUUUUGCAGUUUACUUAGAGUCGCAACCUCAAAUGGAACGAAACUGGGAUCCCAAAGCGCGACGCCCCCCUGCUACUGCACCGACGAGACAACAGAAACCCAGACCCAAAAAGAAGGAACCUCAAGCAGGAAAGAGUGAUAUUCAGUUUGAUGAUGAUAUUAAGUUUGUGACGCCACCCCUGACCCCUCCACCUCCCCCUCCAGAGCUCGUGACGGCCGAGCCUGUUCAAAGGGACGAUGAUUUCUGGGAUUUUUACGACCAGAAAACAUAGUCAAGGGAGCUUACUUGUCAAGUGGUCCCAAUCCUAGUCAGCGUAUGUCCUUUUGACAAACUGUUGUCUCACUUGGCUAUAUUGUACUUUUGACCGAGCCUGUCAUUUCAAUUAACAGCCAAGAAAUUAUACUGAAAAAUGUAUGUUAGAGUCCCAACCCAGACAUGAGGUCAUCUUGUUAACAAUGUAGUGUGCCUGCAGUAUAGAUUGAAUCUUUUCACUUGAACCUACAUGCAGAGAGACAGUUAAGACAGGUUCAUGGUGGAACUGGAUGAAAAUAGAUGUAAUGUAAGUUCAAGGGAAAAUAUUCAAUCUAGACUAUUUGUUACACAGGCUGAACAAAUAUGCACUUUUGUAAGUUAUAUCAUUGUGCCAUUUUGAUACAAUAUAUGUCGUUGAGGCAGAAGCAUUAUGUUUGGCUAUUUUAUAUAUAAAGUUUGGUACACUUAUACAAAGGAAAGCACACCAUGACAAAUAUUUUUUCACAUCAUUUAGCAUAGCGUCACUGUGGUGGUCUUUUUACCAAAAAAUCUGGUUAAAAUUGUCAAAACAUUUAGAGUGUCAUGUCAUCCAAAUGUCUAAUUGCACAAAAGUAAAGCACACAAUGGAAUAUUGGAUUAUUGACAAUCUUUUACUGUUGAAGCAUGUCAGUUCCUAGUAUUUCUCAUGCCAUCAUGGAAUGCCAAAAUGUUACAUUUAUACCCGUAUUUCCCUUCCAAUAGAACACUGUUUGGCCAAAAGCACUUUAAUAAAGCACGUGUAACUCCACUGAUAAUUUAAUGUAGGAGCUUCUUUCCAAUUUGUUUUGUCUCAUUUACAAAAAAAACUAUGUUGUACAUGUACAAAUUUUUACAAAUUGUGAUACAUGUAUUUUGAUAUACAUUGAUUGUUUGCUUGAAGAUGACAAUAAAUACCAGUAAGUUAACCUUAAAACAAAAUCUUAUUUCAAUCCGUCACGGUCAGUAAAUGUUGCUUGAAAGCAACAUUGACUUAUGGAGUGGACAACCAAUAGUCUUCACUGAUGAAAGCAAGAUGUGACGAAAAAGCAGUGAGACUAUUGAUUAAUCCCUGAAGAUAGCGCAGCGAGUCAUGUACCUUUUCAGGCUGUGAGAACAUUGAAACAA